Fusarium musae is the source of this 1140-nucleotide messenger RNA. RefSeq lists its product as uncharacterized. NCBI's taxonomy places the organism in Eukaryota, Fungi, Ascomycota, Sordariomycetes, Hypocreales, Nectriaceae. The coding region runs from base 1 to 1140 and encodes 379 amino acids. The transcript is spliced from 2 exons. The record is from RefSeq and is a predicted model, not a curated record.
AUGGCCUCACUCCGCCUCAUCGCUGUAAUUGCACUGAUCUCAACCUUCAUCGUCUCUUUCGCUUCAGCCCAACUAUGCAGCUACAAAACACUGCAGCCGAGGCGGUCUCACCCUGGUACCGCUCCCGGUUGGGAAUUUUCCGUUGUUCACAAUAAGUUCGUACAACCUCGAACCAUCUUGUUCGAUACCGCGGGUGCUCUCCUUGUUAUGGAUUCUGUCGGCGGUAUAAUUCACGUGCAGCUCGAUGACAGUGAUCCCGCAGGAGGAAGAUGUGUCCGAAUGAAAAAGAAGAAGACUUUGCUCAAGAAGGACGAUCUAAAUCACGGGCUCGCGCUUUCAAAGGAUGGCCGUAGAAUAUAUGCCUCCUCACCAAGGAGCGUCUUUUCAUACUCUUACAAUCCCGGAAGUGGCACGCUUGAUAAAAACUCAGAGAAGGUGGUAGUCGACAACAUGGCCAACGACGGUCAUACAUGGCGAUCCCUUCUCAUUUCACAGAAAAACCCUGAUAUGCUCAUCGUUUCCCGAGGAAGCAGCCUAGCAAAAGACCCGCAAUCCGAGGUGCUUUCGUCUGGCCACGCUCAGAUCCGUGCCUUCAACAUGUCAGCUUUGAAUUAUAGCUUGCCCGAUAUGAAGCCCUACGACUUCGCUAGUGAGGGCAUCCUCCUCGGCUGGGGUCUGCGCAACGCUCUGGGCCUAGCAGAACACCCAGUUACUGGUGGAAUAUUCAGCACUGAGAACUCGUAUGAAGUCCUCAUUCGGGGUGGCAAAGAUGUCAGCGUCGACAACCCGGGCGAGGAGAUGAACUUCCAUGGAUACCUCAAUGGUUCUACGGAGAGCAGAGGCGGCAACUAUGGCUACCCUUUUUGCUAUAGCAUGUGGUCCGUACGCAACUUUCCUGGCAACAAGCGAGUGAAGAUUGGCGAACAGUUUGGUGCUGAUCGGCCGUCUGAGCUUUCUCGUCGAACCGAUGAGGAAUGCCAAAGGGAUUACGUUGCUCCCGUCCUAGUGUACCAAGCCCAGUCUGCGGCUAUAGGCCUUGGGUUCAACCAGGACGGCACACGAGCAGCUAUUGCUUUCCAUGGAAGCUGUAAGUUAUCAUCCCACUUUACCUUGAGCCCCUCCCCUGAGCCAUUUGACUGA